AUGAAACUCGGUCAUCCAAUUAUAUCAGUGACUGACAAUAUUGAAUCGGACACAUUCGAUAAUGACUUUAUUAGAUUAAACCUAAAUAAACCCAAGCUUUGGAAUUGGAAAUUAACAACAUCUAAGAGUUCACCAAAUAUUAUAUUUCCAAGAAUUCAGUUAGUGGAUUCUGAGGGCACAAUUCUAGCUGAUGCGAAUGAGGCAGGGUGUGUUUUCGAUGGAAGGAAUAGUUCCAGAAAUUCGAGUUAUAAAUCUAAUAAAAGCAGCAAAUCAACCAAGAAAGUUAACGAAUUAACAGCAGAUAGUAUUGAGAGUAGUCGAAAACACUCCAAAAACUCGAGCUACAAAUCCAACAGUAGUGUGAAAUCCUCGGCAAAAACAAACGAUUUAAAAGUUGAAAGCACUUACGUAGCCAAAGAAAACUCACUUCCGCGUAAAAAACCGUCCCAAAAGAUCAAAAGGGAACGAAGUGAUGCAAGCAUUAAUAACAGACACAGCUUUCGUGAUGCUUCUUCCAGCGAGUCCAGCGGCGCCGAAGACUUCACUUUGUACGAGGAAAAUGGAUUCGCGCGAAAGCCGAAAUACAUUUAUCGAACCUGCAGUGCGGGAACUUUGAUCGUUUGCGAAGAAAGUUUUUAUAAGUACAAAAGGCGAAGGCCCAAAGGCAGAAAGUACAAAGAUCGCCAAGUGAAGGAAGUUACGGAAGAGGAACUGAUAAAGCUGGAAAAAUUAUUCCAAAAGAUUUAUCUAGAAGUAAAAGCGCCAGUAACAAUCGCAACUAAUAAUUUAGCCACAUCUUACUCUGCACAUGGCACAAUACCCGAAAACGACGAAGUGCACCAUUACCGUAGAAGUUCUAGCGUUUACGAAAGAGAAAAGGUUCCGUUUCAAUAUCAGGAAAAUAGCAUAAGGAAGUCUGCUAGUUCUGGUUGCUGCCAACGAAAUGCUUCCGACAGGUUGACACAGACACGACAGGGUUCAAAUGAUACGGUCAGCGAUGAAGACGAGGAGAAUUCGCCAAGAGGCAAGAGGAGGCAGCUGAGGAGAAAGAUCGUCCGGAAAAAUACAGGGUGCACUAGUGGAUCAGACACCAGGGCCGACAGACAGAUGAAGGAGCGGAUGAUCAGACAAGCAGACGGUGGGAAGACAGAUAAACGAACGAAAGUUCUGGCGGAAGGACGAAUAAAUAAACUGUCGAGCUAA
Ctenocephalides felis (cat flea) is the source of this 1203-nucleotide messenger RNA. RefSeq lists its product as uncharacterized. Lineage: Eukaryota; Metazoa; Arthropoda; Insecta; Siphonaptera; Pulicidae. The record is from RefSeq and is a predicted model, not a curated record. Bases 1 to 1203 code for a protein of 400 amino acids. The transcript has 3 exons.